AUGGGUGGCCGGCCACCUCAUUUUGGUCGAGCCACCCUCAUUUUCACUUUUCAAUUGGCUCGUAAAGGGAUUAAUCUGAUCUUGGUGGGUCGGAAUCCGGACAAGCUCAAAGAUGUUUCAGAUUCGAUUCAAGCCAAGUACGGUAAGACCCAGAUCAAAACCGUUGUUUUGGACUUUGCUAGUGAUCUUUCUGGGGAUGUUUGCCGCCGCAUAAGGAAAGAAGGAAGUGAACACGGACUUGAUGGCGGAGAUGAGCUUGACGGGUCGGCCAUAGAAGUCGUGGUAGACACUGAAGGUGAUGGAGCUGAUGGAAGCCCAAGAGACCAAUUUUCUAUUGCUGGCCAUCUUUUUGCUGCGAUCACUUCGUUUAUUGAAUUAGACCAUCUGUUCAAGUCUUGCUCGCUAUACUUCGCAAGUGAGAGUUAUGCUGGGAAGUUCGUUCCAGCAAUUGGGUACCAUAUUUUGAAGGCGAAUGCUUACUUGCCGGCGUCAAAGCGGGUGAACUUGGUCGACGUCGCUAUAGGGAACAGGUUGAUGGAUUCGGUGAACCAGGUUUCUACUCACACUGUGAAUGCUUACUACUCUGGUUUGAUCAAUGAGAGGCAGAGAGAUGAGUUGGAGAAAUUGCAGAGGGAGGCAAUUAAUCUAACCAAAAUGGGCAAGUGGAGAGAGGCAACAAACGCAAGAAGCCACGUUCUGAGUAUGUUGCAAAGAAUGACAGGGCUGGCGACAUUGCAUGAUCUUAGCAAGAAAGAUCACCCGUACGAAACGGAAAUAGUUUUUGAUUUUUUAAGGAAAGGAGACGUGAAGAAGGCUUUGGGAGUGAAGGAAAAGUUGGUUCAAGACGUGUGCAGCGAUGAUGUGGCGGCUGCUCUGCACGACAAUUUCAUGAAGAGUGUGAAGUUCAUGGUGGAAUUUUUGGUGAAGAGGAGCAAGGUUUUGCUGUAUGAAGGGCAUCUGGAUAUGAGGGAUAGUGUGGUUUCAACGGAGGCAUGGGUGAAGACCGUCCGAUGGGAGAUCAAGAGGUGCGAUGACUGCGGUCGACAGUCGUACGCUGCGGGGAGUGAGAUGGGUCCGAUGGGAGAGAGGUGUAGUCGACGGUCGUGCGAUGCGGCUGACGGCUAUGUUGAGGACUUGAGGGCUGGGUGA
Messenger RNA from Corylus avellana, 1149 nucleotides. The record is from RefSeq and is a predicted model, not a curated record. NCBI's taxonomy places the organism in Eukaryota, Viridiplantae, Streptophyta, Magnoliopsida, Fagales, Betulaceae.